Mya arenaria is the source of this 2627-nucleotide messenger RNA. RefSeq lists its product as uncharacterized. The coding region runs from base 150 to 2006 and encodes 618 amino acids. Lineage: Eukaryota; Metazoa; Mollusca; Bivalvia; Myida; Myidae. The transcript has 3 exons. Gene Ontology annotation, molecular function: protein binding; zinc ion binding. The record is from RefSeq and is a predicted model, not a curated record.
UCGUUUUUGAAGACGCCUGAAAUUCGUUGACUAUCCAAACUGCAACUAUUUAAAUCAUACAACCACAUCUGAAAGUAAUGAGUUGUGUUCUUAAGAUAUUCGAGUAACUAUCGGAAAGGACUUUAUUUAACAAUCAACAAAAACUCAAGAUGGAUGCAGUCUCAGGGAAAAAGGCACUUGAGGGAAUAGGAUCGGUGUCUGACCACACAUUCUGCCAGACAUGUGCGAACGAUGGCAAGGACAUCCCUCCUGAUGCCUUCUGUACCGUCUGCAAGGAGUUCCUGUGUUCCCACUGUGCCCGAGUACACAGGAACAUGACGUUUACCAAAAGCCACCCUCUUCAGGACAAGAGUACCAUGCCUUCUUCACUCCAACCAGAGAGUGAGAAUAAGCAUUUUACGGAAACAUGUCAACGCCAUGCCGAAGAGUUCAUAAAAUACUUUUGUCCCAAUCACGAGACACUUCUGUGUGGAGACUGCUUGGCUGAGAAAGUACAUAGCUUAUGCACUAUUGAAAGGAUAUCUGAAGUGGCAAAGCGGUACAAGGAGGGCCCAGAAUACAACGGUCUGAAGGCAGGACUUGUCCAGGUGGUCAAUGACAUCGGCAACCUUUCAGACAACAUACAAGCGAGCAUGAAAUAUAUUGAUGAAGAGAGCUUUACAAAUAUCAAUGCGCUUCGAAAGUUCAGGAAUGAAAUCAACCAACACCUGGAUAAGAGGGAACAAGAGUUACUGAAAGAUAUUGAGCAGAAGAAACGGAAAUCACAAAGUAUGUUAGGUGAACUAAAAUCAAACUGCCAAGACAUACAAGCUGCCACUGAGAAGCUCAAGGCUGAGCUACAAGCCGAGGAGGUCAGCAACAACCAGUUGUUCAUAUCUGGAACAAGAGCGAUCAAGGAGUUACUCGGUUUUCAAUCAGCCCUAAAGGACAUCAGGGGUAAAAAUAGUGUGUCAUACUUCAAGUUCAGUAGGGACCCCACAACAGAACAGUUGCUGGCCUCAUGCACUGCAAUUGGCCGAGUGGACCAGGUGGUGUCAGAUUUGGCAGACCAGGUGGCGUCAGAUUUGGCAGACCAGGUGGCGUCAGAUUUGACAGACCAGGUGGCGUCAGAUUUGACAGACCAGCAGAAAAAACCUCAGGUGCCAGCCUUAAACCAGAGCCGUGCAGACCUAAGCCAGUCCCUGUUUAACAAGCUGCCUGACAUCCCAGUGAAGACAUUAAAUGACACAAGUGACUGCUUCCUGGCCGGUAUGGCCCUCCUGCCAGGGGACAGGCUACUGCUGUCUGAUUGCUACAAUCACUCAUUAAAGCUGGUUGACACCACGAAUAACAAGCUGGUGUCUCAGGUGAAACUGCCAGGUAAUCCGUGGGACCUGUGUCUCCUGCCCGGGGACAGGGCAGCCGUCACUCUGCAUUGGGAGAAGAAGAUACAGUUCGUUUCUACUCAGGAAAAUGUCACGCUUCAGGAUGUUGUUAAAGUGGAUGGAGAAUGUCGUGGAAUAGAUUUCUGUGAUGACAACCUGAUAGUGUCCUUCUGCCUCCCAGGCAAGGUUGUGUUGAUGGACAUGAAGGGAAAGGUGAAGAAACGUGUGUACAAUGACACCAGUGGAAAACCUUUGUUUCAGGCACCGUCGUAUCUGACAGUGACCAGAAAGAACCAGACUCCUCCGGUCAUAUAUGUCUCAGACAGGGACACCCACACCAUAACCAAGCUGAGCUUCUCACUAGAGGUGCUCCAGUCCUACAAAGACCCGAUACUUAAUUUACCACGUGGUAUGGCAGUCGUGGGGGACAACCAGCUGCUCGUGUGUGACAGGGACAAUAACAACAUCCUGUUACUGGACACACUCACCGGCAAGAUAACCCAACUGCUGGGGAAGGGGAAGCGGAUAGAGCGUCCAUACAGUGUGGCUUACUGUCCAAAAAAGAAAAUGAUGUUUGUCACCUGCAGUUUUGAUAACAAACCUGAAUUGGAGAAUUUCGUGAAAGUUUUCAACUUGGUUUAGGUAAUUACCAAUUAAUCAAUUAAUAUGAGUGAUAUCUAUAUCCGGUGUAAAGUAAUUGAUAUGUUUAAGAACGAUUCUGAUGCACAGUAUCAUACUGAAAGCACGCUUAAACAAUGCUAAAUUGCACAUAUCGCGCAAUUCAGUUCUUGUGAAAGUAUUUAACGGAUAACAAGACGUUUAAAUUAUGUUGAAUUCUAAAUGUUUGCACAAGUGACAAGUUGCGUAUUAGAAAUGAAUAUACGAGUAUGAGAAUGUGUAUUAUAAGUUGAAAUGGUAGUAGCUGAUUGUGUAUGAAUUAUACUUACAUGUUGGCUUCUUACCAUAUAUAAACGAAGUUUAUGUAAAAUGUGUGAAUGUUUAACAUUGUUUUUGUGUAAUUGAAUUAAUAAGAAUAUAUAGUAAUCGACACGAUGUGUCAUUUGUUCAUGCCGUUUGUAUUUAAUAAAUAUGAUGUUUAUAAUAUGUUUAUAUUGAAAUUAAACAUUCAUGUACGUGUCCUUAUACAUGUAUAAUACAUUGACCUAAGUGUGAAUUGUUUCCAUAAAGUGGACUGAAUUAUUUAAACAGAUAUUGACCAUAGUUAAAAUAGUUUCCUCCUAUAUUAGUUGAAUAAUUAAACAG